This is a messenger RNA of Camelina sativa (false flax), 762 nucleotides long. Its product is annotated as cytochrome b5. Gene Ontology annotation, molecular function: heme binding. Lineage: Eukaryota; Viridiplantae; Streptophyta; Magnoliopsida; Brassicales; Brassicaceae. Gene Ontology annotation, cellular component: intracellular membrane-bounded organelle; membrane. The record is from RefSeq and is a predicted model, not a curated record.
CACAACAAAUUAUGAGUAGGUGAGGAACUCCAUUUACUUAACCCCGUCUUGUUGCCAUCUGAUUUGAGCUUUGGAGCUAUCGAACUUCUGAAUCUGAAAGUCGAAAAUUUUUUUGAGGAGAGAUGGCUUCAGAUCGCAAGGUUUUAACUUUCGAAGAAGUUUCACAGCACAACAAAACUAAGGAUUGUUGGCUUAUUAUUUCCGGCAAGGUAUAUGAUGUGACCCCAUUCAUGGAUGAUCAUCCUGGAGGUGAUGAAGUCUUGUUGUCCUCAACAGGGAAAGAUGCUACAAAUGAUUUUGAAGACGUUGGUCACAGCGACACUGCUAGGGACAUGAUGGAGAAAUAUCACAUUGGUGAGAUCGAUUCGUCUACUGUUCCUGCAACAAGGACGUAUGUUGCACCACAGCAACCAGCUUACAACCAAGACAAGACACCUGAAUUCAUUAUCAAGAUUCUUCAGUUUCUUGUUCCGAUCUUGAUCUUGGGACUGGCUCUUGUCGUUCGUCACUAUACCAAGAAAGACUAGAAGAGACGCCAAAGGCUUUUGCUUUUGCUUGUCAUGGAAUUCUCUCUGUAUUUUCUUUCUUGCUAUAAGAUACUAUUACUGUUGUUUGGUCUUGGUCUUAGACUGCAUCUGUGUCCCUUACUGAUUCUUGUUGAAAUUUAUAAACCAAUAAUCAAUGUGUUGCUAGUGUUGCUGUUUUGAGUUUUAUGAUGACAUGUUUUCGAUUUUGAUGAUAUAAUAAAAGAGUGGUUCUUUU